AUUAAACAAAUCAUCUCUCACUUCCACCGGUAAGGUGGUUGAGACCUCCGCCCUCUUUCGAUGUUUUCAAGAACACCCCUACUGAAUCGAAACACAAAAGCUUACCUUAAAAUUGCCAUCUUUUUUCUCUUCUCUCCAACCCCUAUUCUCUUUUCCUCUCUCGUUGCUUUAUAGUUCAAUUUUUUCCAAUGGCUCAGCUUCUGAAAACCACUUUCCUUCCCUCCUCUCUUCCCCGGAACUCCAAUUUCUCUCGGGUGACUCGCAUUUCGAGUAAUCGUUUUAGAACCACUCAAGUGCAAGCAAAGAUCCGAGAGAUCUUCAUGCCUGCACUUAGUUCCACCAUGACUGAAGGAAAGAUUGUUUCUUGGGUUAAAUCAGAGGGCGAUAAGCUAUCCAAAGGUGAAAGUGUUGUCGUUGUUGAGUCUGAUAAGGCUGAUAUGGAUGUUGAAACCUUUUAUGAUGGUUAUUUAGCUGCUAUAAUGGUUGAAGAAGGUGGAGUUGCUUCUGUUGGUUCUGCUAUUGCUUUGUUGGCUGAGACAGAGGAGGAAAUUGCAGAGGCCAAGUCUAAAGCUGGGUCGUCUUCUUCCUCACCGCCGUCAUCGCCUGAAUCUAAUAGCAAUAGUGGUAGUGCUUUGGAGAAUAGUCCACAGCAGGUGGUACCAGCAAUUCCAAAAGCGGCGGCGGUUGUGGCUUCAUCGGCCCACCCUGCGUCAGAGGGAGGAAAAAGAGUGGUGGCAUCGCCGUAUGCAAAGAAGCUUGCGAAGGAAUUGAAGGUGGAGUUGGAGAGAAUAGUUGGGAGUGGACCUAUGGGUAGAAUUGUGGCGAAGGAUGUUGAAGCUGCUGCAGCCGCUGAUGUGGUGCCUGCUGUGAGUUCCAAGGUGGAGACCACCGUAACUCCUACGCCGGGGAUUGAGUUGGGGACGGUAGUGCCAUUUACGACAAUACAAGGAGCAGUUAGUAGGAACAUGGUAGAUAGUUUGGCAAUUCCUACGUUUAGAGUUGGUUACACUAUUGUAACUGAUGCGCUUGAUGAUCUUUACAAGAAGAUCAAGUCUAAGGGAGUGACCAUGACGGCCUUGCUUGCUAAGGCUACAGCUCUUGCAUUGGUUAAACAUCCUGUAAUAAAUUCUAGUAGUAGAGAUGGUAAAAGCUUUACAUAUAAUAGUAGCAUAAAUAUUGCUGUUGCUGUGGCCAUGGAUGGUGGGUUGAUUACACCAGUGCUUCAAGAUGCUGAUAAGGUGGACAUUUAUUCAUUAUCAAGAAAGUGGAAGGAGUUAGUUGAUAGGGCACGGGCCAAGCAGCUGCAACCUCAUGAAUACAAUAUAGGUACUUUUACACUUUCUAACCUUGGAAUGUUUGGCGUGGAUCGGUUUGAUGCCAUUCUGCCACCUGGAACUGGGGCAAUCAUGGCUGUUGGAGCAUCUCAGCCAACUGUUGUGGCUACCAAGGAUGGCCGUAUUGGCAUGAAGAACCAGAUUCAGGUAAAUGUUACAGCAGAUCAUCGUGUAAUCUAUGGUGCUGAUUUGUCUUCCUUCUUGCAAACUUUGGCAAAGAUUAUUGAGGAUCCCAAAGAUCUUACCUAUUAGGCAACAUCAAAUCAGGCCUGAUUUUGCAUCUGUUACAUUUCCUUAACCUUGUUGUAUGUUGCCAGAGCUCAUUUUUGUCGCCAUCAAUCCUUGAUAUCGUGGAAGAAACUUGUGCAGAAAAAAUUUAGGAGCUCAACCACUCUGUUCAGAGUAUACAAUGAACGGGAGCAGAAUAGUGAAGAGCAAUGUUUUUUUGUGUUUCAAACAUUACAAUUUUUGAACUUUUUAAUGAUACCAUAAAAACUGUCCAUUAACUGGAUUUUUGAAAUGAAAUUUUUUUGAGUGCACAUAUUGUCUCAUAAUUGAAUAA
Jatropha curcas is the source of this 1896-nucleotide messenger RNA. Its product is annotated as dihydrolipoyllysine-residue acetyltransferase component 5 of pyruvate dehydrogenase complex, chloroplastic. Gene Ontology annotation, cellular component: pyruvate dehydrogenase complex; chloroplast envelope; chloroplast thylakoid. Gene Ontology annotation, biological process: pyruvate decarboxylation to acetyl-CoA. Lineage: Eukaryota; Viridiplantae; Streptophyta; Magnoliopsida; Malpighiales; Euphorbiaceae. The record is from RefSeq and is a predicted model, not a curated record. Gene Ontology annotation, molecular function: dihydrolipoyllysine-residue acetyltransferase activity.